Corylus avellana is the source of this 776-nucleotide messenger RNA. The record is from RefSeq and is a predicted model, not a curated record. Lineage: Eukaryota; Viridiplantae; Streptophyta; Magnoliopsida; Fagales; Betulaceae.
ACAUGAGACCAUGGAGUAACCCAAGUCCCCAACCCCUUAUCAAACUCAGACGGCGCAAAACCCUUCCCAUUCCCCCCGGACCCGUCCUUGCCGAACUGCCAUCGCCGAGCUGCAUCGUCUCCGUCAAGCAUCAUCUCGUUCAGGGUGGGUUGCAUCAUUGCUGUCUCACCUCGCAGAUGGCUUUGAGAGGUGCAUGGCAACUUCAAAAGCUGAUUGUGAGCUAUUGUGAUUGGGGGGGCAGUAGUAGGGGCAUCAGGGCAUUUAUGGAGUUGCACCUGCCAGCAUUUAAAGAGAAAAAUCCUCAGCUAGAAGUUGUUGAUGAACUCAUUCGUGGUCAACAUCCGCAUUUGCAAGGCUUUUACCGGAACAAAAACCAACGGACGAUAUGUGUGAAGAAUAUGGAUCCAGAAGACAUACUUCUACAUGCAACCAGGCUAAGGAAUGCAUUGGGAAGAAAGGUGGUGAAAUUAAAGACAAGACAUGUAACCAAACAUCCUAGCGUUCAGGGCACAUGGACAACAGCUGUGAAAUUUUGAGGCACUAGAAAUUGCUCCAUGAGGAUCUUCUAUUUGUGUGUUCUUGUAAUUCUGUUUAGUCUUAAUUACAGGCCUAGUGGAACCUUGUAAGAGCUAAUGAUGAUGAUCAUAUGUGCAAUAUGGCUAAUACUGCUGAAUAAUGACAUGCAGAAGGGUAUUCAGGAUCUCGUGUUGUGGAGCACGUGUUGUGGAUCGUAUUUGUCCAAAUAAAUUUUGGGUUGUUUGGGGUUUGGCUACUUA